Molecule: messenger RNA, 891 nt
Organism: Eucalyptus grandis
Lineage: Eukaryota; Viridiplantae; Streptophyta; Magnoliopsida; Myrtales; Myrtaceae
Product: nuclear transport factor 2B
Exons: 2
Coding region: 47-700 (217 amino acids)
Biological process (GO): nucleocytoplasmic transport
Cellular component (GO): nuclear pore central transport channel
Source: RefSeq, a predicted model, not a curated record
UUUCUGUCUGAAUCGGGCACAGAAUGAGAAGGAGGAGGAGGGAGAGAUGUGGAGGAUCAAGCCACAGAAUGAGAAGGAGGAGGAGGGAGAGAUGUGGAGGAUCAAGCCAGAAGACAUGGGUCGGGCAGAGGAGGCGAAGCGGUUCAUGGUGAACUACUACAGGACGUUCGACACGAAUCGGGCGGGCUUGGUGAACCUGUACCGGGAAGAGUCGGUGCUGAACUUCGACGGCCGGGAGAUCAAGGGCAAGGAGGCCAUCCUCGCCAAACUCACCUCCCUUCCGCAGUGCCACCACGAAAUCGCCGAGUUCAAGUGCAUGCCCUACCGGACCGGCAGCGUGCUCAUCUCCGUCUACGGCGAGACCUGGGUAGGGGGUCAGAAUGUCAUGGCGGACGCCCUUACUUCAAAUCAGACGUUCCUUCUGAUGCCAGCACCAGAAGGAAGCUUUUGCGUAGGAACACAAAUUUGGAGGCCCUUUGAUCUCAACAAGGUUCGGACACCACCACCGGCAUCGAAACCGACACCGACCUUUGCUUUUCUAAUGUCCACGCUGACUUCCCCACCCCCACCGCCACCGCCAAUGUCGGCCUUUGUUCUUCACUGCCUUUGUUCUUCGCACCGCCGUGCAGAUGUCCGGCACGACAUCGCCAGCUUAUGUCUCGGCACUAGCACCGCCCAUGGCCGCCUCGACAUCAAGUGAGUCCACCUCAUCCGCCUCGGCAUCAAGUGGGUCCGCCUUGGCACUGCCCAUGUCCAGGAUGAAAAUUUCCACCUUGGCACCGCCCAUGUCCCUCAUAAAACAUCCGUAGGUUCAUAUAUAUAGGUUCAUAUAUAUAUAUAUAUAUAUCAGUAGUUUCAAUGUUCUUGGCGACAUUUUAUUUUCAAUGUUUU